Salvelinus namaycush (lake trout) is the source of this 2341-nucleotide messenger RNA. Its product is annotated as NHL repeat-containing protein 3-like. Gene Ontology annotation, molecular function: protein binding; ubiquitin protein ligase activity; translation repressor activity. Lineage: Eukaryota; Metazoa; Chordata; Actinopteri; Salmoniformes; Salmonidae. Gene Ontology annotation, biological process: negative regulation of translation; proteasome-mediated ubiquitin-dependent protein catabolic process; protein polyubiquitination. The record is from RefSeq and is a predicted model, not a curated record. The transcript has 7 exons. The coding region runs from base 104 to 1165 and encodes 353 amino acids.
UCAUGUGAUCAAAGUAGGAAGUGGCGUUUUCGUCUGAUUCAAAGGUGCUAGGUUGGGUGGAAGCGCCCGAUAUAUUUGAUUGUUAACCUUUCAAGGUUUCCCCAUGAAAAGACGAAAUCAUUUGUGUUUGAUAGUGACGACCAUGGGGACACUUUUUCUGCUUAUGGUGGUAUUAUAUGGUUCAUUAAAUUCACAGCAAUCGGAAACAUCUGGCCUAAAACCAGAUUACAGACUUCUUGGACGACCACUGUACAAAUUGGAUAUCAACUGGCCCAAAUAUCCCGAGCUUUUCAGUGGCGAGGUAUUUGGAGUGGCUGUCAACCAGUAUGCCGGUGUUGUAUAUGUUGCACAGAGAGGUGAGACGGUUCCAAAGGUGCUGGUGUUCACAAGAGACGGAGAGUUCCUACAGGCCUGGAACACGAGCACCCUGGAGAUGCCCCAUGGGAUAUUUUUGGCCGACGCCGCCACCAACCCCACUGUGUGGGUCACGGACGUAGGAAACGGCCCGUAUGGUCACUGCAUUAAGCAGUACUCUCCCUCGGGCAAGCUGCUCCAGGUGCUGGGCUCAAUGGGGGAAGCUGGCUCUGGGGUCAACCCGCUCCAGUUUGACCAGCCCGCUGAAAUCUUUGUUCACAGCUCUGGGGAGAUCUACAUAGUGGAUGGGGACGGAGGGAUUAACAACCGCCUCAUCAAACUGUCCAAAGACCUGGAGGUGCAAUGGAUGCACGGAGAGAAGGGCCAGGGCCUUGCACAGUUCUACAUCCCCCAUAGUGUGGCAGUAGAUAACUAUCAAAGGGUGUGGGUUGCUGACAGAGGAAACAAGCGAAUCCAGGUGUUUAAUUCUGUGACUGGAGACUGGCUUGGAACAUGGGGAAGCUGUUUCAAUGAGGACGCACCCUACUCUGUCAGGUUGACACCAGACCAGAAGUACUUUGUGGUGGUGCAGCUGAACACCAAUCAGAUCUCCCUACUGGAGGCUCCACCUGUGGGUGUCAUUGGUCAGUGCCAGGUGGUCAGUGUCAUCCAAUUGGCUGAAGACGUCAAGCCCCACCUAGUGGACCUGGACCUGAAGACGGGGGCUCUGUAUGUGGCUGAGAUUGGUGCCCAGCAGGCUCAGAAGUUUACCCCAUUCAGCCUGGGUACUGGCUUCCUGCAGGAUGGUUGAUGCACUCUAUUAUAGGCCGUGUUCCAGGCGGACUACAUUGCAGACAUAUGACAGAUCUCAGAAGAAUUGGUGUUUAACAUAUCAGUUCACCACAUCAUAUGAUAGCAAUCUGAUGCCCGACUGCGCAGUCUAUGACGUGGGCACAGAACCACUGGCUGAUGCAGUGCAACGUCUGCAAUGUAGUUGGCCUGGAACACGACCAUAAUCAUUUGAAGAGAAGUUAACAUGUAUAUUUAAAUAGAUUCAAAUGAGCCAGGCCACUUAUUGGACAAAUCAAAGAUGCCAUUUUCUCCCCAUACUGCUCAUUUGAAUAAUUAUUUACCCCAGGCUAACUAAGGCAUAAAGUCCUUUGUAUGUAACGUGCUAUGCCAAACAGGAACUCUUAACCAGCUCUAUGUUUACUGUUUAGUUCUUAUGGAGGUAUAGAAAAGUAUUGCAUGUCCAAUUAACCAAUCUCACUGGUCACUUACGUUAACGGCUUGAUGUUAACCAAACCUCAUGAUCCUGUUACUUAAUUGCAUGAAAGAAAUGGUUGUAAGAACCAUAAUUUGAAUUUCUUUAAGGCAGCUAUGUUUUAAAAGCGUCAAAGUGACUUGUGCUGUAUGAGGUACUACUACUAUCAAGUGAGAAACUUGUUUUCUUACUUGCAGUAUGUUUGAUCACAGUAAUAUGACCAGUGCUAUUCAGAUUAGAUUUGAAAGGGUUCGGUCUCAUCCGCUAGCCUGGAUAUCUUUUGCCAGGGGAUGUGUCGUGAUAUAUGAAAUGUGUGGUUUUGCAUUGAAAGUGUAUAACAUAAGCUUUCAAUGCAUAACAUAAGCUUUCAAUGCAAACGCAUAACAUUAUUAUGCUUGUGUGUGCAUAUGGUUUCAUUGGAAUUACAAGUCAUAUCAUCCUGUCUUUUUUGUGUUUUUACCCUGGGGAACAAAUCUUAUUUUAUGGGGAAAUGUUUACAUUGCUUGCUCCUGAAUAUUGUUUAUGGUCAUAUGCAUAUCAUAUUUUGUUAAUUUUGAUUGUAUGAAUGUAUUGUGAUUUGUUUCUGCUGCUUUUUAUUAGUGCCAUAGUCAUGCUCGGCAUCAUUGAAUGUUCAUUGAAUUUUCAAUUUUUAUGUUGCUUGUUCUUUCAUUUUCAAGGGUAAAGAUUGACAGAUAAGAUCUAAAUAAACUUUUUGAAAACUAA